Jaminaea rosea is the source of this 2229-nucleotide messenger RNA. RefSeq lists its product as hypothetical. The transcript is spliced from 2 exons. The record is from RefSeq and is a predicted model, not a curated record. Gene Ontology annotation, biological process: regulation of transcription by RNA polymerase II. Lineage: Eukaryota; Fungi; Basidiomycota; Exobasidiomycetes; Microstromatales. Gene Ontology annotation, molecular function: DNA-binding transcription factor activity, RNA polymerase II-specific; protein dimerization activity; RNA polymerase II cis-regulatory region sequence-specific DNA binding. Bases 1 to 2229 code for a protein of 742 amino acids.
AUGAGCACUGCGACGACUCCACGCCAACAUCGCCCGCCAACGACGGCUGCCAGUACGCCCGGUAGCGGGGACUUCGCUUCGCCUUCUUUCUUCUCACCAUCAACCUCGACGAUGAUUGCAACGAGUGGGGCAACAGCAAGCAGUAGUCAGCAGGCGACUCCGGCCAUGUCUAAGACGUCUUCUGGGAUGGAACAGCCUUCUGGCUUUGAUCUUCCGCCUAUGCCUGUGCCGUAUGAAGAUUUCCACUUUUCCCUUGACCUCCCGGACAACCUUCAGGCAAGCGACCUCUCCCUGCUCCAGUCGUCCGAUUUUGAGACGCUCUUCGGCGGCUCUAGCGGCGCAGGCAGCAUGACGCCUUCGCUCGUGUCCUCGUCGGCCCUCUUUGGUACUGCGACGCCUGCGGUGCAUACACCUGCGGCCGCUACUGGCGGGCCGACGGGGAACACGCCGAUGGGCCAGACGGGUCAUGGAGGCGAAGAUUCAGUCAUGACGAGCACGCCGAGUGGCAGUGGCAGCCAACCUCCAGCUGGACCGCCGCAGCCGCCAACCGGUCCUCCUCCCCCGCCACCACAGGGAGAGGGAAUGUUCUCCUUCGACUCGCUCUUCGGCGGCGCCAAGAGCCCGACAGAGGCCUCUUCCUCGACACGACCUGGCCCCAGUAACACUAUGCCGGGCCUCGUCAUCUCCUCCAAUCCGAAUGCAUCCCAACCCUGGCCACCUUCAUCCUCAUCACAUCCUCAUCUCCAGCCGCAUCAUUACCAGCAUCAGCAGCCUCACCAGCAAUUUCCGACCGGGCACGGUGUGGGCGGUCCACCCUUCCCCGCUCCACCCCCGCCUCAACCUCUCUUCGAUACCCGCGAGACGGACUUCCUCUCGAGCUUCUUGGAGGGUUUUGAGCAAAACUGGGACUUCAACCCGGCCGGCAUGCCAGAGAACAUGCCCUCGUUCGCCAUUGCGGCCGCACAGCAUCACGCAAGAUACCCGAGUGGGCCAGGGUACGCAGCGAGCUCCAGCAGUGCGGAUGGGAGAACGCCUACGGGGCAAGCAGGAGGGUCGUCUUCGAACUCGUCCGGUGGACAGACCGUCACGAGUCCGAGAGAAGGGACGAUCAGUGGUAGGAGAAGAGGGAGGAGAGUGGGAACCGGCACGCACUCGUAUGGGCGAGGGGAGAGUACUACCCCUCCCGGAGGCGCAGCUUCGAUGGACGACGUAACCUCGAGCGCGGCCUUUGGAACUCAUCAUCUCGACGACAUGGAUGACGAGGACGAGGAUGGGUCCACGAGCUACGGCAAGGGACCAGGAGCAGGCGCACUAGGCAGCAAGCGCAGCCACGCCGCGCUCAAUGGGCGAAUAGGCGACGAGAAGAGGAGAGGAAGCCUCGCCAUUUCGCAGCAGCAAGCCGAGAGCAGUCUGCAGGGCAAUGGAGGAUUCAUGCCGCCCUCGGCUGCUUGGUCUGCCUUUUCGCAGCAGCAGCAGCAGCAGCACUCAUCGUCCCCCUCACGCCAUGCCCGUGCCCCUUCAUCAUCCGCAUCAGCAUCCGCCUCGGCUGCCGACCUCGCAAAGCGCGAGCUCCUCUCCGAGAAGGAGAAGCGUCAGAACCACAUCCUCUCGGAGCAACGUCGUCGCAACCACAUCCGUGAGGGCUUCACUGAGCUUGUCACCCUGCUCGACCUCGGCCGCCUCUACGGAGCGCGCGGGCUGGGGUUGAGCAGUGGUGCCGGCACGGGAAUCGAAGACGAAGGGCUGGAUGAUCGCACGGACGUGGAGAGCUGCGAGGAGGAGAGUGAUGAGGAGAUGCGAGCUGUCGCGCGGCAGAGAAGGAAGAAGGCGAGGCAGAAGAAGACGCAAGCUCUACAAGCUGCCAAGGCGGCGGCGCUCGCUGCGGCUGCUGCUGCUGGUGGGCCCGGGAGCUCUUCUGCCGCAGCGGCGGCGGCGGCGGCAUCGGCUGCUGCUUCUCGCGGCAAGGGCAAGGGAAGAGGAAGAGGCGGAUCGGCCGGCGGUGGCGCGGGAAGCAAGAGCGCAGUCCUGUUUCAAGCUGUGGAUCUUAUGCGAUGGUUGGCGGAGAAGAACGCAAAGGUGGAGGAGGAGUGCCGCUUGUUGGAGGAAGCGGCUGGAUCAGGGCCUGAGCCUAUUGAGGUGCCCGGCGCUCCCGGACCUACUCUGGAUGGUACAGGAGGAGCGGCCCAGGAAGAGGGGGAGAAGGCUGUGCCUGUGCAAGCUGCGGCGUAA